This is a messenger RNA of Melanotaenia boesemani (Boeseman's rainbowfish), 1104 nucleotides long. It is a transcript of the gene m17, whose product is annotated as IL-6 subfamily cytokine M17. Gene Ontology annotation, molecular function: ciliary neurotrophic factor receptor binding. The record is from RefSeq and is a predicted model, not a curated record. Lineage: Eukaryota; Metazoa; Chordata; Actinopteri; Atheriniformes; Melanotaeniidae. The transcript has 3 exons. Gene Ontology annotation, biological process: negative regulation of neuron apoptotic process; ciliary neurotrophic factor-mediated signaling pathway. The coding region runs from base 32 to 697 and encodes 221 amino acids.
UUCACAAUUUGCCUGUGAGACUGCGAGGAGAAUGAAUGGUCAUGUAAAGAAUAUGCACUUUCAAAAGUUUAUGGAAUCAGCAGCAACAUUGUUCUCUUUCCUGCUGCUUAUGACUGCUAAUUCAACAAAAACUGUGGCAGCAAGCAGAAACCAGCAGUGUGAGAUAACACUGCAAACCUGGAAGCUCACCAAGCUUGCCCAGAAGGAAUCUGUUGAUCUAAUCAAAACAUAUAAAGCCUCUCAAGGAGAGAUGUCUGAGCUUUUCUGCAAGGUGUCAGUAAACAACAUCCCUGACCCCAACAUCUCCGGGCUGGAACUCUCAGACAGGAUAGCAAGCAUCUAUGCACAUCUUCAAGCCUUUUUCCCACAUUUCAAGCGAGUGUAUGAGCAGCAGACGGACUUACAGUCCCCCACAAGCCCACUUCUGACUGAACUCAUUCGUCUUAGAGAUCGCAGCAGGAGCCUAGCUUACCGCAUAUCCGAUCUGUAUCACAACCUAUUCCCCAACUUGCCCCUACCAGAACCUGCUGGUGGGCCAACAACACUACCUCCACCUCAGAAUGUGUUCCAGCAGAAGGUUUACGGCUGUGCGGUCCUGAAUACAUACAAGGACUUACUGUCAAACAUUUUCUUAGACUUGAGGACUCUAAAAAGAAAAGUCUGCAGAAGAAGGAUAUAUAUGAAUGUAUUCUUCUGAAAAAGGAAAAGAUGAGCCUUAUGGCUGUCACUGUUCAGCAGCACUUUGCUCACUAAAUUGUUAGAGACUUAAAAAAAUAAGUGAGUAUAAAGGUGGGAGGUACAUCAGUGUGAUCAAGCCUAUUUAUGGUAUUUAAUAUUUAUUUUCUUAAAUGUUUCUAUUUGAGAGGUACUGAUGAAAGAGUACAGAGAUGCCUUCAUGCUGUUUUUGUGUACUUAAUGUGUUAUGUAAUGUUCUAAGAUGUAAACUAAUUUCUGAAUGCUGCAGUCUGAACUGUUUGUUUAUCACCGCUGAUUUAUUUGCAUCAGUAAGAUGCAACCGGACAAAUUUAUAAAGAAAAUCAUCCAAGAUGUACCUUCUUAUUUGUCACACUCCGCUUAAAUAAAAAUAUAUUUCUUCAACUUUAA